Chelmon rostratus (copperband butterflyfish) is the source of this 1429-nucleotide messenger RNA. Its product is annotated as transmembrane protein 230-like. Gene Ontology annotation, cellular component: endomembrane system; synaptic vesicle. NCBI's taxonomy places the organism in Eukaryota, Metazoa, Chordata, Actinopteri, Chaetodontiformes, Chaetodontidae. Gene Ontology annotation, biological process: synaptic vesicle transport. The transcript has 4 exons. The coding region runs from base 151 to 516 and encodes 121 amino acids. The record is from RefSeq and is a predicted model, not a curated record.
UAGAUUUCGAUCAUGAAAGCGGUGUAGAUGUGGCGCCGCGGAGGAGCAGUCUGCUCUCCAUAACAACAUUUUACAGCGUUCGUUAUACCUCAAGUAAAGGUAAAAGAGGAACGAGGAGAAAGGAGUUUUACAUUGUUCUCGUGUACCACAAUGAAGGCAGCUAGAAGCAACAUGUUGGGUGCUGGAAUAUCCAACAACAAGGUCAAGUAUUCACGGCUGGCAGCUGAUGACGAUGGUUACAUAGACUUACAGUUCAAGAGAAGCCCGCCAAAGGUCCCAUACAAGGCAAUUGCACUGGCAAUAUUCCUGUUUUUGAUUGGCUCCCUCCUGAUAAUCUUCGGGGCUCUUCUUCUGUCAGGAACCAUAAAGGUCGAGCAUCCAGGCCGCACCAUUCCUGUCAUCAUCAUAGGGCUACUUGUUUUCCUUCCUGGAUUUUAUCAUUUGAGAAUCGCCUACUACGCCGCCAAGGGUUACCGGGGCUACUCCUACGACGACAUCCCAGAUUUUGGCGACUGAGCCAUAUGACAGCUGCUGAUUGGCGGAGAAUCCCCUCCUUUUGCCACACUGUAUCCUGAGACUGUCGCCUGCUGUUUACUUUGAGUUUCUGAACAUAUGUAAGAAAUACGGCAAAACUUUUAUCCCUGUCCUGCCAUGGAGACUCGUGUUUGUUCACAGGUGCAGGAUUUGAACUGUUUUGCACAUGUUUUUCUAUAAUUCUGUGUUUAUUGGCUGCUCUCUGAUGUAUUAUUCUCCACACAAAAGCUUGACAAAGCUUCGAGGCUUUUUUACAGUAUAUAUUCAAGAACACGAACACUCGCCAGACCAGCUGCUUGCGUGCAACAGGACAACAACGUGUUGCUGAUGUACAAUACUCAGCACUCAUUCAAGCCGUGAUAACACAGCAUUUUUUAGAGUACACAGAUGCCUUUAACUUAACUACUGCUUGAAGGUCCGUGACCGGGAUGACUGGGGAUCUUAGUGUUCUUCACACAGCUGCACUGCUGUGUAUCUUAAACCAAUAUUUCUUUGUGACUAUAGCCUGUAUGAUAUCAUGAAAAGCUCAGGGGGGCUAUAUUUCUCCUGAAGUAUUAUAUUUUAUCCAAAGAUAGAUGAAUACUUUGUUGAAGAAAAGUAUAUUUUUGAAUGGGAAUGUAUUACUUUCUGUCUGAAGUACUGCUGUUUGUGCAUAUUCAUUUAGCUUUGAAUAUCAAAGAAAGAUGUUUUUUGUACAUACAUUUGCUUGAUUUAUGAAAUAAAAGUAGAAAUCUGGAAACUGAAGUGUCAUAAUUGUGAUCCUGAUGGUGAGUCCUUUUUGAGAUGAGAAUGUGAUGUUAGGCGGUGGAGAUAAAUGGUGAAUUAAACAUUUACACAACAAAAAAACAAAACCAAAAGUUGAUGAAUAGAAACAUGCAAAAGUACAUAGAAAUAA